AUAGGUGUAGCAUGGUUUGGUUUGGAUGAACUAUUUCCGUGUGAAUUCCUAAAUAAUCCAAGUCUUCGUUUUAAUAUUCAUUAAAGAAAAUACCAUUGUAACCUUCAAUUUCUUGUUAAAAGAAUUAUAAAAAGCUUAUGUUUUCAGCAUUUCCAAUCAUAACUUAUUUGGGUGAAAGAACAUCAGCCAGACUAAUGGAAAAUGUCGCCAUGGACGUUUACUAUUUCUCAAAUUCUGCAGGAUCUAGUAUUAAAAUCUUUAGAAAUAGAAAUGGAAUGAGACAGGCAGAUGUUAAAUACAAUGUAACAGAGACAAAUGCACAAGUAGAUUUGAAAGUGUUUGGAAAUACCAUAAAAACAGCAGGAGUUAGGGCUAGGAUAUUAAUUCAUAUAGAAACAAAAGAUGACAUUGGUAGUUAUGAUGUUGUUGUGACAAACGAAAUAAAUUCAACUGUACGGUCAAUGGAAAUAAUAGCAAAAGGUCCACCAGGUGUUUCAUAUAAUGUAACAGUAGACAACAUUCAACAAACAACUGCACGUGUAUCGUGGCAACAAGGAUAUCAUGGUGGAUUUCCUCAGACUUUCUUGAUACAGCUUAGUACUGACAUGGAACAGUGGGAAAAUGUUGAGACAGUUUAUGGCGGGACAGAUGAAAGUGAAGAUUUUAAGCAAAAGGUCUUAACUGACCUCAGUCAUUCAACAGCAUAUUUUGUACGGAUUUAUGCGUUUAAUAGAGAAGGCAAUGGUCCUUUCUCUCAAUAUAAGAACUUCACGACACGUUCAAUCAUAGGAUCUGACACACAAAGUUCCUCUGUUGGUGGAAUUGUAGGUGGAGUAGUAUCGGCUAUGAUAGUGAUAGCUUUGAUAGUGGUUCUUGUUGUACUUUUACGAAGAAAAGCAAUCACGAAAGAUGGCAUCAGGACUCGGCUGCAAGCGAUAUUUAGAAAAUCACCCCAUGAAGGACAACAAACUCAGCCAACGGAGAUGGACAACGUUGCCGUUAACGACUUAUAUGAACAGACCAAACCAAACGAUACGAACAAAUCAAAUAUUAAUGUUAACAAAAUAAAUUUGUAUGAAAAGCUUGAGCGUACUACAAGCACCGAAAACACAAAUGCUUAUGAUACAAUUAAAGUUGAAAAAGAAAAAACAGCUGACAGUAAAGUGGAGUAUGAAAAUCUACCAAAGAAAACAUGUACAACAGACGCAUUCAAAUCUGAAAUAGCAGAAAAACUAGCUACCGGAAAGACCAGAAUCUACGAAAACUUAAAACCUGGUGUGAAAAUUGCGAAAAAGAAAUGACACAGUUGAAAUUGAUGAUGAAGUUUUUGAUCUGUUGUAAAAGAUGAGAUUGAAAUGAUUGUGAUGACGGAGAACAGAAAUGCCAAUGAAUAUACAGUGUAGAAUAACAGUGGAAUAACAUUAUUUCAGAUUGCUUAAUUUUGUAAUCGAAUUUUGUAAUCGACAAAGUAUAAAAUUAUGUGUGUAUAAAUGCUUAUGUAUGUUUACAUAACAUGGAGUCUAAUUAUUGUUGUACAUCUAUAACCAACGAUAUUAACUAUAUGCAAUUUUAGCACAUACUGUUGUUAUUGUUUUAUCAACUGAUUUGACUAUUUUUUCAAUUCAAAUUUGAAACGUAAUACUUUUUUUUAGUGAAAGCUAGUUUAGGAACUAACCUUUGUUAACAUUGUUUGAUAUUUUAGUUGACAGUAAGGUAAAAUGGAAUUUGAGUGAUCAGUACAUUACAAAUGAUAUUGAACGAAUCACCUUACGGGUAUGCAUAUAUUGUUUUAUCUUUGGUAAGCAUUCAAAAUUAAGUACAUGUAUAUACCAAAGAAGUAGUGGACAUUGCUUCUUUAAUGGUAACCAAUGCAUUUUGUUUGUUUUUCUUUUGUUUUUUAAUUUUGUGUUGUUUUUUUUCGGGGGGAUUUUGUGUUGUUUUUUUUGUUUAAUAUUUAUAUUUUUAUUGUUCAAUAUUUACAACCUAAAAAUUAAAACUAUUAUGUUGCAUAUUAUGGUAAAAAAAUGUUAAGUUUUCAAGAAACAUAAGUGUCCAUUUAAUAAAGUGACAUAUUAGAUUUUCAUAUUUUUACAAUAUAACAUAUUGACACUUUCAAAACAAGUUACCGUUUUAGGUUAAGCAAAUAUCAACCCUAAUAAACAUCAAUUACAGCAUAAAUUUGUUUCAUUUUUAGCAGAUGUAUUUACGUGGUCAUACCCGCCAUUACCGGAGAACGAUAUUUUCGUUUAUUUUAUUUAUCAUUUAUUUUAAGCUUUUCCGAAAAUAAAUUCAAAGUUAAAUGACUAAUAAUGUGGAAGUUAGAACUGUCAAAAAUAGAAAUGUUCCGACUACAUUUAAAAGAUCUUACAUUGGUAUUUUUAGCAAAAACUCGUAUACUAAUUUAUUAAUUAAUUUGGAUAGAAACGAUCUUCGAGAUAUGUUCCAAAGCAAUUCUGAUCUAAAACAUAGUUAUGCAACAUAUUAGCGCACACUCACAUUACUUUUUCUCCAUAUCAAUGAUAGGUUCCGUGUAUACAUAUGUAUUAAAAUAUUAACUUUUCA
Messenger RNA from Ruditapes philippinarum (Manila clam), 2562 nucleotides. RefSeq lists its product as uncharacterized. Lineage: Eukaryota; Metazoa; Mollusca; Bivalvia; Venerida; Veneridae. The transcript has 9 exons. The record is from RefSeq and is a predicted model, not a curated record. Gene Ontology annotation, molecular function: protein binding. Bases 138 to 1301 code for a protein of 387 amino acids.